CUGAAAGGAGUACGUAUAUGCAUUCUAAAAGUCUGUCUGUCUGUCCCACAAGGACAUAGGAAACACUUGACUUAUCCGACAAUAGUUUUAUCUAUAUAUGCGGUGGAUGGGAUGGGACAACACAAUUGUCAGUGUGUUAUAAAUAUAAUCAACAAACAAGUGUUUGGCAAUCAAUACAAUCCAUGUCUAUUAAACGUAUGAGUUUUAGUUUGAUUUCAAUGGAUUCAAAAUUGUAUGCAAUCGGCGGUUGGAAUGGUAAUUAUUUAAAUAGCAUUGAAACAUAUGAUCAACAAACAAAUCAAUGGAAAUCUAUAGCAUCGAUGAAUAUAAUACGCCGAUUUAUUAAAUUUUAUAAAGUAAUCAUGAUGCUACAGCUAAUACAAAAUCAUAUAUAUGUAUGCGGUGGUGAAAAUGGCAAUGUUAUCAAUUUUUGUGAAUAUUAUUCACUAAAUACAAAUCACUGGUCUAUUGGCCAACCAAUGAGUACGGAAAAUCAUGGUAUGGCAGUCAUAGCUGACAACGGAUUUAUUUAUACUAUUGGUGGUCAAAAUAAAAAUGGAGGUAAUUAUUUAAAUUCAAUAGAAAGAUACGAUACAAUAACACAACAAUGGCAACCAAUGGCUAAUAUGAGAUAUACUAGAUGUUAUUUUGGUUCAGCAUCAUUUAUGGAUAAAAUAUAUGUUUGCGGCGGUUGGGGUAAUAGUAAUUGUCAAUCAUGUGAAGCAUAUGAUCCGAAAACAAAUCAAUGGACACAAAUUGGUUGCAUCAAUGAUAUUAGGUAG
Messenger RNA from Oppia nitens, 782 nucleotides. RefSeq names its product kelch-like protein 1. Bases 183 to 782 code for a protein of 199 amino acids. NCBI's taxonomy places the organism in Eukaryota, Metazoa, Arthropoda, Arachnida, Sarcoptiformes, Oppiidae. The transcript has 7 exons. The record is from RefSeq and is a predicted model, not a curated record. Gene Ontology annotation, molecular function: protein binding.